GUCUGGAUCCAGGAAGUGAACACUGACAGUUUCGGUGGAAAGCAACAAAAAGAUUUGCAUUUAAAAAUAUAGUUUGUCAUUAUGUCUGCUAGAAACCCGGGCACGCAACUUGAUCUGGAAUGGGUCUCCAAAGUGAGAGUGAACACACAAGCUGUACUUCGGAGAGCUCAAUCCAUUCAAGGACUGAAGCUCCCCAAGAAACAGUGGCAGGCCGCCUGGCUGCUGAAGGCCGUCACGUGUAUUGACCUGACGACUCUGGCCGGAGACGAUACGCCGUCCAACGUCCACCGACUGUGCAUGAAGGCCACCCAGCCCGUCCAAUAUGAGCUCCUCAAGAAAAUUGACAUGCAUGACAAAGGGGUAACAACCGGUGCAGUGUGCGUGUACCCGUCACGCGUGGCCGAUGCGGUCACAUCGCUAAAAGCCGCCAACUCCAAUCUUCCAGUUGCGUCGGUGGCGACCGGUUUCCCGGCAGGUCAGACUGCACUGGAGACGCGUAUUAUGGAAGUUCGUAUGGCCGUAGCGGACGGCGCCACUGAGAUUGACAUCGUCAUCAACAGGACGCUCGCUCUCACCGGACAGUGGGAAGCCAUGUAUGAUGAGAUCGUUCAGUUCCGAGAGGCCUGCGGCGACGCUCACAUGAAGACCAUCCUGGCUAUCGGCGAACUGGGCACCUUCACCAACGUCUACAAAGCCAGUUUGGUCGCCAUGAUGGCCGGUUCUGACUUCAUCAAAACAUCCACGGGAAAGGAAUCCGUCAACGCCACUUACCCUGUCGCCAUAGUGAUGGUGAGGGCCAUACGUGAUUACUUCCUGCGUACGGGUCACAAGGUGGGCUUCAAGCCAGCGGGGGGCAUCCGGACAGCCAAGGAGUCUUUGGUGUGGCUUCUGCUGAUCAAAGAGGAGCUAGGCAACGACUGGCUUACUCCUCACCUCUUCCGUUUGGGAGCCAGCAGCCUCUUGGCUGACAUUGAGAGACAGAUUUAUCAUCACGUAACCGGACAAUAUGCUGCCUACCAUGAGCUUCCUAUGGCCUGAAGCUCUGGAGAUGCUCCAAAAGACCAACAAGGACCUCAAGUUCACCACACAAGCCUGACAAUCUCGUUUUCUACCAGUCAAGGAUAUCUCAGGGGGCUGCAAAAAAAAAAAAAUCUUUACAAGCCCCAAAUAUUCUAUAUGUCAUCUAAUAUGGGGGUUCAGUGCCCCCUUGGCCCCCCCUCUAACACCGCCAGUGCUUUAUAUACUACAGCGCCAUUAAUAUGAUUUGUAAUGCAAAUUUCCUUUUCUUCAAUGUUUGACUGAAGCUAUCAAUAUUUUUUUUUUAUAUAUCAUGAACUGAAGUUGCUUGCACGAGUCUUCCAUUAUUCGUCAAGCGUUCCAACCUUCAACUGUGAUGUGCACCGAAUCCAUUAUGGAGGCUUGUUCUUAAUUUCAUUAGAGAGACAACUCAAGGAUGUGUGUGUGGGGGGGAUUAAUCGCUGGGGGUUAAGUGAGUUUAAAAGAUCUUGAUUGAACAGCUCACAAAACUGAGGAAUCAUUUGAAGACCCUAAAAAAAACUUUCUCUGUUAUUUUUGUUUAAUGAAGAUAUCAAAAGACUUGACCUUGAAGGAAAGAAAGCGUAAAUGAGUGAAUUAAUUACGUAUUUGCGAGAGAGAAAAAAAUUCAGUAUUUGAUGGAGGGAGGAUGAACUCCAGGGAGCAGUUUGGCUUCUGCACAAGGCUGGGAAUGAGGCCAUUGAAAAAACUGAAUUUAAUUGUCAAACAUUAUCUAAAAAUAUUUACCAUUCAAACCAAUUGUAUUUUUUUUCAACUGUGAAUAACGUUAGAGUGGCUUCAAGUGUUUUUUUUUUACACCGCUUAUCCUCAUUCGUGUCCGGGUCGAACUGGCUGUGUGAUUUAUCGAGUCUGAAUGAUGCCAUCUCUGGUGGAAAUAAAUGAUGCGACCGGACAACUUUUAAA
Molecule: messenger RNA, 1959 nt
Organism: Syngnathus acus (greater pipefish)
Lineage: Eukaryota; Metazoa; Chordata; Actinopteri; Syngnathiformes; Syngnathidae
Gene: dera
Product: deoxyribose-phosphate aldolase (putative)
Exons: 9
Coding region: 82-1038 (318 amino acids)
Biological process (GO): deoxyribonucleotide catabolic process; carbohydrate catabolic process
Cellular component (GO): cytoplasm
Molecular function (GO): deoxyribose-phosphate aldolase activity
Source: RefSeq, a predicted model, not a curated record